Pelodiscus sinensis (Chinese soft-shelled turtle) is the source of this 2442-nucleotide messenger RNA. Lineage: Eukaryota; Metazoa; Chordata; Testudines; Trionychidae. The record is from RefSeq and is a predicted model, not a curated record.
AUGGAGACCAGGCGCCGGGCGGCCCCACGGCAAGUACUGCUCCUCGCCUGCUUCUUCCCUUUGCUCUGCCGCGCGGCCCCGGAGCAGACUCGCUACUCGAUCCCCGAGGAAAUGGCCAAAGGCUCCCUCGUGGGGAACCUCGCCCAGGAUCUGGGGCUGGAGCUGAGGGAGCUGCCGCUGCGGAAGCUCCGUGUCAGUUCGGAACAGCAGCACUUCAGUGUGAAUGGGGAGAACGGGGACUUGUCUGUGAAUGGCCGCAUAGACCGGGAGGAGAUCUGCGGGGAGACUCCGCUUUGUGUGCUGACGCUGGAAACGGUGGUGGAAAACCCUCUGAACGUUUUCCAUGUGACUGUAGCGAUCCAGGACAUUAAUGAUAACGCCCCGCGGUUCCUUAAAAAUAACAUCGCUUUAGACAUUAAUGAAUUCGCACAGCCUGGUGCGCGAUUUCCGCUGGACCCUGCUCAGGAUCCGGAUGUAGGAACCAACUCCCUACAGAGCUACCGGCUUAGUUCCAACCCCUAUUUUGGUCUGGAAGUGAAGGAAAAUCCGGACGGCAACAAAUACGCAGAAUUAGUGCUGCAGAAACCGUUGGAUCGGGAAAAAGACAGAUCCCUUCAUUUAGUCCUUGCCUCUGUGGACGGCGGAGCACCAGUGAAAACCGGGACAGUUGAGAUUAAUAUUAACAUCACUGAUGCUAAUGACAAUCCCCCCAUGUUCCCUGAAAAACUGUACAAAGUCAGCGUGAGAGAGAAUCUUCCGAAGGGCACGUUGGUGCUGCAAGUGAAAGCCACGGAUGCCGAUGAAGGUACAAAUGCGCAAAUCACCUAUUAUCUCAGCAACCUGCCGCAGAGCGCGCAACGACUCUUCGCCUUGGACCCUGGAAAUGGGCGGAUCACAACACAGGGCACGCUGGACUUUGAAGAAAAAAGCAGCUACACAAUUGGCGUGGAAGCCCGGGAUGGGGGCGGUCUGACGGGCCACUGCAAAGUUCAAAUAGAAAUUCUCGAUGAGAACGACAACGCCCCUGAAGUGACGCUCACAUCCGUGUCCAGUCCCGUUCCCGAAGACUCGGUGCCCGGGACAGUGAUCGCGCUGAUCAAAGCCCGGGACCCAGACGAUGGAGGAAAUGAAGAAGUCACGUGUCGCAUUCAAGAUAAUCUGCCGUUCAAAAUAGUGUCCUCCUCCAGUAACUACUACAAGCUGGUGACGGUCAGCACCCUGGACAGGGAGCGGGCCCCGGAGUACAACAUCACAAUCACGGCCACAGACAAGGGCUCCCCCCCGCUCUCCACCCAGAAAACCAUCCUCUUGCAGAUCUCGGAUGUCAAUGACAACGCCCCUGUCUUCGAGAAACCUUCCUACAGCGCCUACGUGCCCGAGAACAACCCCUCGGGGGCCUCCAUUUUCAGUGUCAAAGCUUCAGACCGGGAUCUGGACGGCAACGCCCGGGUCACUUACUCCAUCCUGCGCAGCAGCAUCCAGGAGCUCCCUGUCUCCUCCUACGUGUCCAUCAACUCCCAGACCGGAGCGCUGUACGCGCAGCGCUCCUUCGACUACGAGCAGUUCCGGGCGUUCGAGCUGCAAGUGAAGGCCCAAGACGGCGGGUCGCCGCCUCUCAGCAGCAACGUCACCGUCAGCGUGUUUAUCCUGGAUCGGAACGACAACGCCCCUCGCAUCCUGUAUCCCUCGCUCGGGCCCGAGGGCUCGGCCGUGUUCGAGAUGGUCCCUCGCUCUGCCGAGGCGGGUUAUCUGGUGACGAAGGUGGUGGCGGUGGAUGCGGACUCGGGACACAACGCCUGGCUCUCCUACCAUGUGCUGCAGGCCACGCAGCCGGCGCUCUUCCGGCUGGGGCUGCACAGCGGGGAGAUCCGGACCGCGCGCGCCUUUGCGGACAGAGAUGCGGUGAAGCACCGGCUGGUCGCCCUGGUGAAGGACAACGGGCAGCCGCCUCUCUCCGCCACCGUGACUCUGAGCCUGGUGUUCGCCGAGAACUUCCAAGAGGCUCUUCCGGAAAUGAGCGACCGGUCGGCUGAGUCGGCGCCGCAGUCUGAUUUGCAGUUCUACUUGGUGUUGGCCUUGGCCUUGGUCUCGUUUCUCUUCCUCCUGACGGUGACACUGGCCAUUGCGAUGAGAUUGCGGCGGUCAGGAAAUCCCCAGUUACUUCAGUGUUUUGGUCCUGAGCCUUAUUCCAAGACGGGCUCCAUGUUCCCACCAAACUAUGAAGAUGGGACUUUGCCUUAUUCCUACCAGCUGUGUUUGUCCUCGGACUUAAAGGGGAAUAACUGCACCUUCCUGAGACCCAGUGCACAGGUAGCGGAGCAUGUUCUGCGCAGUGAGAGCUCUGGGAUGUCACUAGUGAGCAAUGGAUGUAGCGUCUUAAAAUCUGAAACAGAGACUACUGACAUGGUAAGGUUCUGCUGCUGUGGUUUAUGUGAUUUUUAG